AUAUUUUACUCAAUGACAGCCAAUGAGUAUGGUAUUACCUGGUGUGGUUGGAUUCGAGUUGUCUGGAAAAUUAUGCAAUGGUGUCACUACUAUUGACUUGGUUUUGACUGUGACCCAAAUGCUAAGGAAGCAUGGUGUUGUUGGCAAAUUUGUUGAGUUCUAUGGUGAGGGUGUGGGCAAAAUUUCGUUAGCUGACAGGGCUACCAUUGCUAAUAUGUCUCCCGAGUAUGGUGCAACAAUGGGGUUCUUUCCUGUAGAUCAUGUUUCUUUGCAAUAUCUAAAAUUGACUGGAAGAAGUGAGGAAACUGUGGCAAUGAUUGAAGCAUAUUUACGUGCAAAUAACAUGUUUGUUGACUAUAAUGAGCCUCUGCAAGAAAGAGUAUACUCAUCCUAUCUACAUCUAGACCUUGCGGAUGUUGAACCUUGUAUUUCUGGCCCAAAGAGGCCACAUGACCAGGUUCCUUUGAAAGAAAUGAAAGCGGACUGGCAUUCUUGCCUUGACAACAAAGUUGGAUUCAAUGGCUUUGCUAUACCAAAAGAGGUACAGAACAAAGUGGUAAAGUUUUCGUUCCACGGACAGCCUGCGGAGCUUAAUCACGGUAGUGUUGUCAUUGCUGCUAUCACGAGCUGCACAAAUACAUCAAACCCUAGUGUCAUGCUGGGGGCGGGCCUAGUUGCAAAAAAGGUUUGUGAACUGGGUCUGCAGGUCAAGUCAUGGAUAAAAACUAGUCUUACCCCAGGUUAUGGGGUUGUUACAAAAUAUUUACUUCAAAGUGGGCUGCAGAAGUAUUUAAAUGAGCAUGGCUUCCAUAUUGUUGGAUGUGGCUGCACAACUUGUAUUGGAAAUUCAGGGGAUUUGGAUGAAUCAGUUGCUUCUGCAAUAUCAGAAAAUGACAUUGUUGCGGCUGCUGUUCUUUCUGGGAACCGGAAUUUUAAGGGUCGUGUUCAUCCCUUGACAAGAGCUAACUACCUUGCCUCUCCUCCUUUAGUGGUUGCUUAUACCUUUGCUGGGGCUGUGAGUAACAAAAACAAAUAGUGCUGGUUUUUUUAUUUUCAUUGUUUUGUGUUUCAAGGAAUUUAUUCAUCAUUUCCUGAUGAGAUUUAAUGUGGGAACAAAUGAAAAAAGUGAAAGCUGAAUCCCUCUGGUAGUGGGUAUUUGCCUUCAUUUGGUUUUUGAGUUAGAUAUUUGCCCCUUCAGUUGUCCUUGGAGGCAUUUUUAUGUGGACCCUGAUAC
This is a messenger RNA of Camellia sinensis, 1234 nucleotides long. NCBI's taxonomy places the organism in Eukaryota, Viridiplantae, Streptophyta, Magnoliopsida, Ericales, Theaceae. The record is from RefSeq and is a predicted model, not a curated record.